Messenger RNA from Vicia faba (fava bean), 531 nucleotides. NCBI's taxonomy places the organism in Eukaryota, Viridiplantae, Streptophyta, Magnoliopsida, Fabales, Fabaceae. The record is from the annotation of a GenBank genome assembly.
AUGAUAUUUUUGUUGAUGGCUUGGAUGAAAAUGCAGGUCCAUAGAUCAGAAAGUUAUAUGCCGAGCUUGCAGAAUUAUGGCCAACUGGUUACAUGGACAACCAUGGGAUCAAACGUGGAAUUUGCAGGGCAAAAGAGAGGCGCAGAGCAUUAUACACAAAAAAUAAGAGCUGCAUAUAUCAAGAAAAUACCACGUUGCGAUAUUUCAAAACAGUUAAGAAAUAAAAUAAUCGGCCAUUCCUUAAAAAAUCUUUCCAACGAGGAAAUUAAUAUGAAAAAGUGGUGGUUAAGAUACAAGCCUGAUAUGGGUACUCUUCAUUUGUGGAAAUGUUAUUGUGUUCGUCUGCAAUGCUUGGAUCCGGAGUGUCGUAUCAGUAGGCUUCGCAGAGUUAGCUUGGUGAUCGGUGGUCUGUUACGGGAUCUACACUGUAAUCCAGUUCUUGAGCUUCGGCUGCUUGCAGUUCUGUUUCGGGGGUAUCGAUCGGGCUGCGGGUACGUGGUUAAGGUGACAUUUGCAGUGUUUGGUUGCUAA